AUGAUUCAUUAUCAAAACAAUGAAACAGCUGAUAAGAAUAACCGUUUAUAUAAAUUGGGUACUUUGAUUGAUGAUGUGAUGAUAAAUUCAAACAACUGCAUGAUUCCUUCAGAGAUCAUGACGUGUAUUGAUGAAUCCGUCAUACCGUUUACAGGAAGAUUAUUAUUUAAACAGUACAUUAAAAACAAAAGACACAAGUAUGGUAUUAAACUGUUUAAACUUUGCAUACCUCCAAAUUAUACUAUUUCUAUUAAAGUUUAUUCUGGCAAAGAAGCUACGGUUGAUGGCAGUACAAACCUUGUGAUGGAACUGACUGAUCCAUUUCUAAAUUUUGGAAGAGCAAUGGUUGUUGAUAAUUGGUACACAAGCAUAGAACUUGCUGAGAUACUUGGACAACAUGACACAUAUCUUAUUGGAACACUAAGAGCUAACAGAAAAUCCAAUCCAAAAGAAAUAAUUAAAAAAAAAAUUAAAAAAGGGCGAAUCAUAUAG
Messenger RNA from Aphis gossypii (cotton aphid), 492 nucleotides. RefSeq lists its product as uncharacterized. The transcript has a single exon. Lineage: Eukaryota; Metazoa; Arthropoda; Insecta; Hemiptera; Aphididae. The record is from RefSeq and is a predicted model, not a curated record. Bases 1 to 492 code for a protein of 163 amino acids.